Messenger RNA from Ornithodoros turicata, 1863 nucleotides. Its product is annotated as TNF receptor-associated factor 6-like. Lineage: Eukaryota; Metazoa; Arthropoda; Arachnida; Ixodida; Argasidae. The record is from RefSeq and is a predicted model, not a curated record. Gene Ontology annotation, molecular function: protein binding; metal ion binding. Bases 353 to 1606 code for a protein of 417 amino acids. The transcript has a single exon.
CACUUUUUUUUUCUUUACAUUGCCUGCAGUCCCAACAGUUUGCGUUUCGCUACGACGCUAGACAUCCAUUCAGCAUGUAUAGAAGUAUCAGCUUCCUGCUGCAAUCGGGCGCUCUUUGAAAACAGUCAACAGGAAUACGCAGGCGCACGGCGAAGGUGAAGCAACCCCUAUCAAUCCGUAUCAACGUCGUUCCAUGCCAACAGAAUGUGUCGGGAGUGACGGCAAGAAGCGGCCGUAAGGCGGCGGACGAGACUAUCUGCCACGCGCUCCCGUGUUUCCCGUCAUAAAGCUCACGAUACUACGUCGUAAAACGCACGGCUUGAUUCGGAGUGUUUGCGCUUCAGGAGAAAACAUGACAUAUGUAAAGCACAUAAGUGGAUUUUCGAAUGCGAUGGAUUGGCGUCCUGUUGAGUUUGUGGACCUUCUUCCCGCUCGGUGCUGUUCUUUAUGCAACGUGGUGCCCAAAGAGACGUUUAUCCUGGAAUGUUCCCACGCGCUCUGUAACCAGUGCUACCAAGCGGUUCUGCAAGGUAACCGACAGUGUCCCUUAGACGGCGGGACAAUUCAAGAGGAAGAAGUGCAAGAAUUUACCUUCAAACCGAGUCAUCUUAAAAAACAGAAACUCCGCUGCUGCAAUUCCGGCCACGGGUGCGACUUUGUUGGGAAUUUAGAAGAUAUCACGACUCACUUUUUGAACGACUGCGAAUUCCAUGUCGUGUCGUGUAACAGAUGCCAUGCUACAGUGCAACGUCGUGAUAUUGUCAGUCAUUGCAGUGAACAACGAUGCCAGACUGCAAGUUCUUCAGUCGAGGGAAGUCAAGUGAGUACGGACAAGAACAACAUUGAGACCAAGAUCGAUGAAUCGUUAGAAACUGUCAUGCAGAGACUGUGCGCGAUUGACACGCAGGUUAACAAUCAUACUAUUGGCAUUGAUGGUGCAAAGCUGGUGUUAGAUAAAGUGCUAGAGCAACAAGGCCGAACAGCAGCGCAUAUGACGCACGUAGCCGCAGGUAUCAUGUCCUUGCAGAGAAACUGUACUGAGCUUCAAGUAGCCUCGCACUCCAGCACGCAGAAAAUUGAAGAAUUCGUCGAGCGUUUCUUUCGAAUGGAUAAUAAGCUAGACGCAGUAAAGUAUAUUGUGAAGUUUGGAACAAAUGAGGUAUGGUGUCAUUUUCGAGAUUUCGAAAUGUUUAUUCGUGAAGGUGAGUCGAAGGAGGAGGCUUGUCGUUCUACGGAUGCUUUCCUGCUGUGCGGGUAUUCUGCGAAGCUAAACAUGAUGCUGCAACAUCAGUGUGAUGGCAUGUACCUAGGGCUGUAUCUCAGUAUCGGUGAAAGCUCGAAUGAUCUAUUAAAAUGGCCACUUUUGAACCCUCACUAUUACAUUCUGCUACAUCCUAGUGACAGGCUGAAGAGCAUUGAAAAAAGUUAUGAUUACACAGAAGACUACCGAAGUUCCGGAGUUCCAGUUAAUAGGAUGAGGCCGACCUCCACGGCAAACCCUGCUUUUGGUGAUCUGGAGUUCUGUAGACUCGGCGAAAUCAGAGAUGGUGGCUUUAUAGUUGACGACGCUGUUUGUAUCGGUGUUGUCUUAGGAGUUCACGUCUAAGUCUGCUCCAAAUUCUAUUGCAUAUACAGGAUGUUUCACCUAAAGUGAUAAAAAACACAAAUUGGCGACGUACUUCCCGGAGGAUUGUGUGACUUUCGGCAAGUACCUUCUGGAAUCCCUUGGAAGGGUCUAGACAAUUUUUCAUUGAGGGAAAUUUAUUUUUGAACGAACUUCGAAAAUUGCCAAGCCAACCUCUUGUUUUUUUUACAGAAAUAUGAAGUCCUCCACGGAUACACUCUAAGAACUGAACUUCACUG